Rhinichthys klamathensis goyatoka is the source of this 2093-nucleotide messenger RNA. RefSeq names its product nucleoporin 42 (gene nup42). Gene Ontology annotation, molecular function: nuclear export signal receptor activity; metal ion binding. The coding region runs from base 91 to 1578 and encodes 495 amino acids. The transcript has 7 exons. Gene Ontology annotation, cellular component: nuclear envelope. Lineage: Eukaryota; Metazoa; Chordata; Actinopteri; Cypriniformes; Leuciscidae. The record is from RefSeq and is a predicted model, not a curated record.
GCGUCACGCUGGUGCGCGUCGUUUGAGGAGCCGCGUCAAGCUCUGUACUGUACCACAACAGCACAUGAUUUCUGUCUAUAGAGUUUAAAAAUGGCAGUGUGCAGCUUCUUUCUUCAAGGUCGCUGUAGAUACGGAGAUAAAUGCUGGAAUGAGCAUCCGAGAGGAGGAAGAGGAGGAGAUAAUCGAGGAAACCAGCAGCAACAACAACCCAGCAGAGGAGGCUAUGGGAACCGCGUGUGGAUAAACCCAUCUCAACGGACUGGGGGCGAGUUCAUCCAGCCCUCCUCAUUCUCCCGUGGCGGUAAUGAUUCAAACAGAGGCGGCGGUAAUGACUGGAGCAGAGGUGGCGGCAAUGACUGGAACCGAGGCAGCGGUAAUGAUUCGAACAGAGGAGGCGGUAAUGACUGGAACAGAAGCGGCGGUAAUGACUGGAACAGAAGUGGCGGUAAUGAUUCGAACCGAGGCGGCGGUAAUGACUGGAACCGAGGCAGCGGUAAUGAUUCGAACAGAGGCGGCGCUAAUGACUGGAACAGAAGUGGCGGUAAUGACUGGAACAGAAGUGGCGGGAAUGAUUGGAACAGAGGCGGCGGGGCGUCCAGAGACAUCAAGAGCUCUAACUUCAGCUUCAGCAACCAGAACAGAUUCUCAGCGCUUGACUCUCAGAGCAACUUUGAUAAAGCUGGACAAAACUCAACGGAUGACAAUGCAAAACAUGUGGAUACAAUCCAGACAGACAUGGAGGUCUGGCAGACUUCUGGUCAGUGGCUGUUUUCAUGUUAUUCGGUCCACAACGGCCAGAUCUCAGGGUUUGUUGACUUGUCUCCAGAGGAGCUGAGACAGGAAUAUUACUCCUGCCGAGCGUCUGGUGAUAUACAGCCUUAUGUGAACUCAGUCCAAUUGCUGGCCAACCAAUGGAGUAGCAGAGUUCAGGAGCUGCGGACCAUGAGCAGCUCCACCCAGAUCAGUGUGAUCUCAGAGCUGAAUAACUCCAGUUCCCAGACGCCAUCGCAGGGGUUCGCUUCGACACCAUCGCAGGGGUUCGCUUCGACACCAUCGGGGUUUGGAACCACAUCAUCAUCAACGCCAACAUCUGGCUUUGGAGCAGGAGGGUUUGGUUCCGGCUCUCAGAGCAGCAGCAACUUCAGCUUUGCCUCGUCCAAAACUGACUUCGGAGCUUCACAUACUACCCAGAAUGCACCUAGGUUUGGAGACGCUGUGUUCAGCACUGCUCAGACGGCACCGGGUUUCGGCAGUCCCGCUCCGUCUGUGACCACCUUUUCUUUUGCACCACAAGCUGCAGAAAAUAAGCCCAGCUCAGCAGCCGGGUUCAGUUUCAAGACGUCUGCGGGAGGAUUGGGCUCCGGGUUCGGGUCCUCGGCGCCGGUCGCGGGCAGUGGCUUCGGUCAGAGCAGCGGUGUGUUCAGUGGAGCUGCAGAUUCUGCUGGGAGUUCAAGAGACAGUCUGUUCACGGCCCAGAGUGACCUGACAGCCGAAGAACUGAAGGAGUUCACAGGCAAACGCUUUACUCUGGGUCAGAUCCCUCUCAAACCUCCUCCUGCUGACCUCCUCAUGGUCUAACACGGACUCUGGGCUCUGUGAACGGCCUCAUCUUUUUUAAUGCUAUAUUAAUAAACAUGUUUAUAGACCAAGACAGUGAGUUUUUGUGUUUUAGUUCAACUACUGAAAUUGCAUUGUGGGUAAAAAUGCUUGGUACCAUGGUACAGUGAUGGUAAAUCAUGGUCAAUCUCAAUGAUAGUGCAUAUGAAGUAAUAUUAACAAAUACAAUUUAUCUAUCCGACAAUGAAAAAGUGCAUUCGAAUAGCAUUUGCUGCGUACAAUCCCUUAUUGCUGUGCCAUAGUACAUCGAUGGUAUCAAAACCAUGGUACUGAAUGAUUCUCUUAUUUAUUUACAAAAGUAUUUACAUCAUACUUUAAAGAAUACUGUGGUUCAUUUGCAAGAAAUCAUGCCAGUACAAUGUCCAAAAACCAUGAUGUUUUGCAAAAAGCAAGUGCUCUGUGUUCAAAAUAAGCCUAAAAUGCAUAAUAAUAAACAAAAAAUGUAAUUAAAAAUAAACUAAAAUGUAUUUACUAUA